Poecilia reticulata (guppy) is the source of this 3582-nucleotide messenger RNA. It is a transcript of the gene dgat1a, whose product is annotated as diacylglycerol O-acyltransferase 1a. Lineage: Eukaryota; Metazoa; Chordata; Actinopteri; Cyprinodontiformes; Poeciliidae. The record is from RefSeq and is a predicted model, not a curated record. Gene Ontology annotation, molecular function: diacylglycerol O-acyltransferase activity. Gene Ontology annotation, biological process: triglyceride biosynthetic process. Gene Ontology annotation, cellular component: endoplasmic reticulum membrane.
GAAAGCAGUCAUGAUUUGAUAAAAGGACUACUACGUAUAAUUAAAAGCUUGCUGGUUGUAUUUAUUGGUUGGAGGAGCGCUAAUCUUUAAUGCAGAUAAGAAAAUAACUUGCGAAAGAAAUGCUUCAAAUGCGGAAGUUGGUCAACGCGUCAAGCCAGAUAGGGGGAUGUUUGCUUAAUAAACGAAGGUCUGGCAACCAAAAAGAGUCAAACGCACCUUGAGCUUUAGUGGUAGUCUAAUAAAGCGCUUCUUUUUCUAUACCAGCACUGGCAUAGCGCUCCAAGGAGGGAAGUGCUCAGCUGCUGUUUGUUCUGCUGACAAAGAGAGAAAAAAAAGGAGCGACGACAGUUAUGUAUUAGCAAUGUCUGGUAGAUAGAAACUGCGUGACUGAAUCCCGCAGAAAUGAGCGACACGAAGGGGCCCUCAGCACGCAGGAGGAGGACUACCAUCCCCGGCGGUGGAGGAGCUGGCAGCGUGAAACAAGCCAACGGCACCAAGGGACAUGAUGCCGGGGGGAAACCUCCACAGAAUCCCGCUGGAGUCAAAGCAGCGGCGCCGGAGGUUUCCAAGCAGCACGCCAGUCAUAAUGGGAAUGUGGGCAGAGAAGAGGCGGGGGAAAAGCAGCAGCAGUCCCGUAACAGUCCGAGGAAGCAAAGCAGUGCGGUGGAAGAUAUCAACGACAGACUCAGCUGCCAUGUCCUACAGGAAUCUCUCCUAAGCUCAGCCAGUGGCUACAGCAACUACAGAGGAAUCCUAAACUGGUGUGUUGUCAUGCUGGUGCUCAGUAAUGCACGACUCUUCUUGGAGAACAUCAUCAAGUACGGCAUCCUAGUAGAUCCAAUCCAAGUCGUGUCUCUUUUCUUAAAGGACCCCUACAGCUGGCCAGCAGCCUGCCUGAUCAUUGCGUCCAACCUGUUCAUCCUGACAGCCUUGUACGUAGAGAGACGUCUGGCAGUGGGUAUGAUCUCUGAAACUACUGGAAGGAUUCUUCACAUUUUCAACCUCAUAUUCAUGUUGACCUUCUCCUCUGCCACGGUCCUCUCUGUGACCUCCAUGACCCCAGUGGGUGGUGUGUUUUCUCUAGGAAUCUACACUGUGCUGUUUCUCAAGCUUUACUCUUAUCAGGACGCCAACAGGUGGUGCAGAGAGAUCAGACAAGCCAAAGCCAAAAGCCUAACGCGAUCAUAUUCAUGUCCUGAUGUUCAGCAGUCGAACGGCUCAGCAGUUCAUUCUCUGGUCUCCUACCCAGGAAACCUCACACACAGAGACAUGUACUACUUUGUUUUUGCCCCAACUCUGUGCUACCAGCUCAACUUCCCUCGAUCUCCACGGAUACGUAAACGGUUCCUGAUAAGGCGGCUUUUCGAAAUGCUUUUUCUUAUGCAGUUGUUGGUGGGAUUGAUACAGCAGUGGAUGGUUCCCACAAUUCAAAAUUCUAUGAAACCGUUCCGGGAAAUGGAUUUUUCUCGGAUGGUGGAGCGAUUGCUCAAGUUAGCAGUCCCCAACCAUCUCAUAUGGUUGAUAUUCUUUUACUGGUUUUUCCAUUCCUCUAUGAAUUUUGUGGCAGAACUGCUGCAGUUUGGAGACAGGGAGUUCUACAGGGACUGGUGGAACUCUGAGACCGUCACAUAUUUCUGGGCUAACUGGAAUAUCCCCGUUCACAAAUGGUGCCUGAGACAUUUCUACAAGCCGAUGCUAAAAAGAGGGACCAACAAGUUUCUGGCUCAAACUGCUGUGUUCUUAGUUUCUGCGUUCUUACACGAGUACCUGGUUAGCGUUCCUCUGAAGAUGUUCAGACUUUGGGCCUUUAUGGGAAUGAUGGCUCAGGUUCCUCUGGCUUGGUUUGUGGGUCGCUACCUGAACGGAAACUACGGCAACGCGGCCGUCUGGCUCUCGCUCAUCAUUGGGCAGCCCAUUGCGGUGCUGAUGUAUUUCCAUGACUACUAUGUUAUUCAUCAUGGAAGCACCAAAUAGCCCAGGGGGGGAAAAAAACUGAGAUGAGCCGAAAGGAAAAUGUAAAGCAAGUGACUCUCCUGCUUUAAUUUUUGCACUUUGAGGGGACAGGACCACAACAUGUCGGGAAACAACGUAGGACAUUUAUGUGACAGGAACGUGUUAAACUUUCACCUUUUGUCAACCUCCAAUCAAACUAAACCUCGCGAUGCAGCGCCACCAUCUGUUCAUUUCAUCUUUUGUGAUUUGAUCGUGGACUCGAACUGAAUCAGCUCUUUGAUGAAUGUCAAAGGAAGGAAUAACCCCGUUUUUUGUUUUUGUUUCUUUUUGAAGCCGGAUAUUUGCUUCAAAUUCUGUAAGCGCCACCAAAGAUGCACUUGGCGAACCUCCGAGUUGGAAAUCCAUAUUUUCUAGACUUAAGCAUUUUGAAAAGGACGGCGCUCCGCUUGAAAACUUUACACUCGUCAGGUGCAAUAAAUGUGAACCACUGCCAGGCAAACGCAUCCAGAAGUGAAUCUUGCCUCUUUUAAAUGAGAUUUGCUUCUGUGUAAGUGGCUAAGAAGCUUAAAAACUUCAGGUGUCCCGGUUUUGACGUUUACCACAAUUUACCUUUAAUUCCAAUAAUGUUCAUCUUAUUUGUGCAAUACAGUAUUAUAUAUUGUUAUUGUUAUUAAAAUGAUUAUAAGGACCAGGCAUCUCUUCCCACAAGAACUGAAUGGACCAAGGACAAUAAUGUGGAGUAAUUUAACCAAUCAUGACUGCUUUAUUAUCCCUCUGUGGUCUGCACAACAUUUUACCUGUCAAAUGAUUUCAUGCUUUAAAAAAAAUGUCUAUAUUUUGCUGCAGUGACAUUUUUUUUUUGUUCCUAUAAUUUAAAUCAAUGACAUUUUUGCACUUUAUUGAGAUGCAUGCUAUUGGGGGGGGGAAAGCAAUAGAUUUCUAUGAAUGUACCGUCUUAAGUUAUAUUCUGACAUGUUGAAGUUUCCUAGUAUUAUGAUAAAAGCAGAAGAGUUCUUACAGUAUUUGAUCCAAUUGCAAGUAUUUUGCAGCAAAUUAAAAUAUAACUUUACAUUUCUUUCCCACCUACUUUCAGAAAAAACAAAACCUACUAGAUUUCUCUUAUCAGAAACAAGUGCCUGCUGUAAGUACAUAUUAAAAUUAUAAGUUAUGCCAAAACUUUCAGGAGCUGUAAUUUAAAUAGUGUUUCGUUUUGUAAUUUAUUUGGAAAAUAAGAUUUGAAUUUAACUGUAAUGCAAUAAUCCUGCUUUCGGAGUAUUUCAGAACACAGUGGAAAUAUUGAGAAUAAUAUCCUGGCUCACUUUGAUCCACUUGUGCCAAAUCUGACAAAAUGUUGGCAGCAAAGUAAAUCUAAAGAAAAUAAACAUCUUUCCAGAGGGCUCAGAUGGGAAAGUUUACGGUCGUUUGGUUUGACUGAAACACACCAGAGGUAAUUUUAGUUGAGGAAUUUUGAGUUUAUAUUGACUGAAUUAUUGGAUACAACUUGUAAAAUGAAUGAAUUUCUUAACAGAUGUGUUUGUACCGUGUUAAGACGUCUGGGUAAAAUGACUGUUUUGUAAAUUAUCUUUCAGUUGAAAAAAAAUCUGCUGAUUAAAGAUAGUUUCCAUCUGC